UGCAUAAGAACGAAUCCUGCACCAAUGGCGGGAGAGUACAAAUGUUGUGCUGCUGUACAACUGUUUAUGCACGUUGGCCCCACACAGUUCCCAUUGAAUCCAUUUCACGAGGCGCACUUAACCUUCAACAUGACAAACAAAUAGGAGCUAGAGUAACACGUAAAUAUGAGCAGAGUGCCACUGAUGCUUUCAUAUUCAAUUACAGCUACAAGGCGUCCCCUGACCGACGAAGAACUGACUAAACUGGCUGAAACGCGUCCCAUCACAGUCCUCUUCGUCGGUGACCACAGCUACAGUACGAUAUCGAAGGAACAAUUCCUGAUAUAUGCACAAAGCCAGCUUAACAUGAUCAAUGCAGCCUUUGCAGAAAAUAACAUCAAGCUGAAGAUGAAAGUAUACGACACCUAUGUGCUGAAUGAGGAACAGGAAAGAAACCACCUCGUGGAAAUUCCUGGGAGACAGUUUCAGUCAAUUGACUCAGAGAGAACCUCUGAGAGACUUAAGGGAAGAAUAGUUGAAUACCCUGGGGUCAACGAGUCCGACAUCGUCUACGUAUUUACGAGAAAGCUCCUCAGCAAGGAAGGUUCUCAACAUACUAGUUGGGAGAGCUACGAUGCUGGUACCAUCUGGUGUGUUGCCUCUGCAACCGUCGUGCCCCAGUCGCCCGCACCGGCGUGA
Molecule: messenger RNA, 678 nt
Organism: Ornithodoros turicata
Lineage: Eukaryota; Metazoa; Arthropoda; Arachnida; Ixodida; Argasidae
Exons: 5
Coding region: 166-678 (170 amino acids)
Source: RefSeq, a predicted model, not a curated record